AUGCAAGCCGAAAUGAUGGAUCUUAAAUCGAGUCACAACGAUUGCGGCGUCAAUAUGGAUUACAUACUGAAAUUUGAUCACGACGAUUUCGCGUUCAAACUAGCAAAAAUUUUCAGCAGUGACAGCCUGACAGAGACCGACAUAUCAGAACGGAAGGAGCACAUUAUCACACUUACAGAACUUUGCCGGAUUUCCGGUAAAAGUUAUAAAACGGCCACAAAAAUCAUAAAUAAGCUCAAGGUGUUACUCAAUUCAAGACAUCGAUUUGAAUGGCUGGUCGAUGAAUUGAAAUAUAUCAGCAGCAACAACAACGUCAUCAGCAACAACAUCAACGGCAGUCAAAAUGGCAUCAACCACGACAAUGACGUCACUAGUUAUUUAGAAUCUUUGCUCUGCCUGGUUAACGCGUUGAUUGACAAAUGUCCCAAUCCCAUGGAAAGAAUCAUUGUCAGAAAUGAGUUCAUCGGUUCAUUAAGGGACCGCAUCACUUUGACAAAUGGUGCUAAACUCAGGAACCUCGACAACAUCGAGCCAAUUUAUUUGGCAGCCAGCGUUAAAAUUAUAACAUAA
Molecule: messenger RNA, 570 nt
Organism: Helobdella robusta
Lineage: Eukaryota; Metazoa; Annelida; Clitellata; Rhynchobdellida; Glossiphoniidae
Exons: 4
Coding region: 1-570 (189 amino acids)
Source: RefSeq, a predicted model, not a curated record